AUGUCUUCCAUCGUCAACAAGGUCAAGGAUGCUCUUUCCUCCGACAAGAAGCACGACCAGCCUGAGGGCACUUCCGGCCCCCACACCAACCGUGCCGCCAACGCUGCCGACCCCCGCAUCGACUCUGACCGCGACCACCGCGCCAACCCUGCCGGCACCACUGGCACGCACACCGGCACUCACACCGGCACCACGGGCUCCGGCCUGACUGGCAGCCACGGCACUACCGGCUCCGGCCUGACUGGUAGCCAUGGCACCACUACUGGCUCUGGUUUGACUGGCAGCCACGGUACCCACGGUACCACUGGCUCUGGUUUGACCGGAUCUCACGGCACCACUACCGGCUCGGGUCUCACCGGUAGCCACGGCACUACCGGCUCCGGCCUCACUGGCAGCCACGGUAACACCACUGGCUCCGGCCUUACUGGUUCUCACGGUACCCACGGUACCACUGGUUACGACGACCCCGAUGGUGUCCACGGUCCCCACAGUGGCCGUGCUGCCAACAAGGUUGACCCUCGCGUCGACUCCGACCGGGACCACCGCGGUGCUCCUGGCUCCGGUUUGACCGGUAGCCACGGCACCACUGGCUCUGGCCUUACCGGCAGCCACGGUACUCACACCGGCACCACGGGCUCCGGCCUUACUGGCAGCCACGGUACCACUGGCUCUGGUCUUACCGGCAGCCAUGGCAACACCACAGGCUCCGGCCUCACUGGUAGCCACGGCACCACCGGCACUCACGGCACUACCGGCUCCGGCCUUACUGGCAGCCACGGCACUACCGGUACCCACGGCACCACUGGUUCCGGCCUCACUGGUAGCCACGGCACCACCGGCUCUCACGGCACCACCGGCUCCGGCCUCACUGGUAGCCACGGCACCACCGGCUCUCACAACACCCACGGCAACUCCAGCUUGACCGGCAACCCUAGCACCGGCGCCACCGGUGGUGUCUCCAACACCCACAACGCUGCUGGCCACGUUGGUUCCGCCGUUGCCGGCACUCACGGCACCGGCCCUGCCCCCAACACCGCCGGACCUCACAAGUCAGAUGCCCUCAACAAGGUCGACCCUCGCGUCGACUCUGACCUCGACGGCUCCAAGACCGUCGGUGGUAACAAGACCUACGCCCAGGAUACCACGGGCGUUGCCAAGGACCCUACGGAUGCCGCUCAGGUCCCUCCCUCGGUGCUGGCUAAGCACAUCGGUGAGCCCGAGAUUGCUCACGACGACCACUCCCACGGUCGUGCGAGACGCAACAGCAAGGUGUCAGCUCAGGAGUUGCACCGCGGACUGUAA
Molecule: messenger RNA, 1302 nt
Organism: Colletotrichum higginsianum IMI 349063
Lineage: Eukaryota; Fungi; Ascomycota; Sordariomycetes; Glomerellales; Glomerellaceae
Product: Cell surface protein
Exons: 2
Coding region: 1-1302 (433 amino acids)
Source: RefSeq, a predicted model, not a curated record